Messenger RNA from Vitis riparia (riverbank grape), 2633 nucleotides. RefSeq names its product probable leucine-rich repeat receptor-like protein kinase At1g35710. Gene Ontology annotation, biological process: hormone-mediated signaling pathway; protein phosphorylation. The transcript has a single exon. The coding region runs from base 49 to 2616 and encodes 855 amino acids. The record is from RefSeq and is a predicted model, not a curated record. NCBI's taxonomy places the organism in Eukaryota, Viridiplantae, Streptophyta, Magnoliopsida, Vitales, Vitaceae. Gene Ontology annotation, molecular function: protein kinase activity; ATP binding; protein binding. Gene Ontology annotation, cellular component: plasma membrane.
ACCAUCAACUGGGGCAUAUAUAGCAAUAUUAAUCGAAACUAAGAAAAAAUGGAGUGGUUUUCCAUUAAUCCUUGUAGGGUGUUGGUGGUUUCAGUGGUAUUGUUAUCAUGUAACAUGCUCUUGAUCUCAUCACCUCCUGCUGCUGCUGCUGCUACAAUUGACGCACAGGUGGAGGCUGAGGCCGAGGCUCUCCGCAACUCCACUUGGUGGUGGUACAUGGAAAACACUACUUCUCAUCAUUGCACAUGGGACGGCAUCACCUGCAACAGGGAGGGACAUGUUAUUCAGAUUACCUAUUCACCUCCACGGUGUAUGCUUAGCCAGUUGAAGUUUUCUUCAUUUCCCAGCCUCCUCCAUCUCAACCUUAGUCAUUCUUUCAUCUAUGGUCGCAUCCCAGAUGAGAUAGGUACGCUUACAAAACUCACUUACCUCCGUAUCUCUGAUUGUCGACUUGAUGGUGAGCUACCUGUUUCACUGGGUAACCUCACUCUAUUAGAGGAAUUGGAUUUGAGUUAUAACUAUGACCUCUCUGGUGCCAUCCCUUCCUCUCUUGGAUAUUUGAAGAAUCUUAUUCAUUUGGAUUUGAGUUAUAACUAUGACCUCUCUGGUGCCAUCCCUUCCUCUCUUGGAUAUUUGAAGAAUCUUAUUCAUUUGGAUUUGAGUUAUAACUAUGACCUCUCUGGUGCCAUCCCUUCCUCUCUUGGAUAUUUGAAGAAUCUUAUUCAUUUGGAUUUGAGAUAUAACUAUUUCCUCUAUGGUGUCAUCCCUUCCUCUUUUGGAAAUUUGAAGAAUCUGAUUCAUUUGGAUUUGGGUUAUAACUCUCUUUCCAGUGUCAUUCCUUCCUCUCUUGGAAGUUUAACCAACCUGGAAUACUUGUACCUUAAUUUCAAUCGAAUCAACGGUUCCAUCCCUUCUGAAAUUGGGAAUUUAAAGAAUCUGAUUCAUUUGGAUUUGGGUUCUAACUCUCUUUCCAGUGUCAUUCCUUCCUCUCUUGGAAGUUUAACCAACCUGGAAUACUUGUACCUUAAUUUCAAUCGAAUCAACGGUUCCAUCCCUUCUGAAAUUGGGAAUUUAAAGAAUCUGAUUCAUUUGGAUUUGGGUUCUAACUCUCUUUCCAGUGUCAUUCCUUCCUCUCUUGGAAGUUUAACCAACCUGGAAUACUUGUACCUUAAUUUCAAUCGAAUCAACGGUUCCAUCCCUUUUGAAAUUGGGAAUUUAAAAAAUUUAGUUCAAUUGUCCUUGAGUCAUAAUGCCCUUGUUGGUGCUAUUCCUUCAUCUUUGGGUCAUCUUACAAAUCUGACUUAUUUCCAUCUCAUCAAAAAUCAAAUCCAAGGUCCUAUUCCCUUGACAUUUGGUCAUCUUACCAAGUUGUCUCAUUUGUAUCUUUGUUACAAUCAAAUCAACGGUUCCAUCUCUCCUGGAAUUUGGAAUCUGAAGAAUCUAAUCCAUCUCAGAUUGGAUCAUAACAAUUUUACCGGAGUUAUUCCUUCAUCUUUGGGUUAUCUCAUUCAUUUAAAUGAGCUCAGCAUUAGUAGAAAUCGAAUCAGUGGUCGCAUCCCUUCUAAGAUAGGAAAUUUGAAUAAUCUGACUAGCCUCGACCUUAGUGAUAACUUGAUCCAUGGAAAGAUACCUUCCCAACUCCAGAACUUGAAGAUCUUAGUAAACUUGAAUCUUUCCCACAAUAAACUUUCAGGUUGCAUUCCUCCUCUUGCUAUAUAUGACCACAUAAGGUCAUCACUUGAUUUAUCACACAACGAUUUAGAGGGUCAUAUACCCUUUGGAUUACAGUCCAAAUUCUCUAGGGGCGCAUUUGACAACAACAAAGGUUUAUGUGGCGAAAUCAAAGGUUGGCCGCAUUGCAAAAGAGGACAUAAAAUUGUACUUAUCAUUGUUAUUGCCAUAUCUACUGUUUUGUUUCUUUCUUUUGCGGUGUUUGGGUUUCUCUUGCUUUUGCGGAAGACGAAACAAGGUCAAACCAAGACAACAUCGACAAAAAAUGGAGAUAUAUUUUCAAUAUGGAAUUAUGAUGGUAAAAUUGCUUAUGAAGACAUCAUUGAAGCAACAGAGGAUUUCGAUAUCAAAUACUGCAUAGGCAUCGGAGGCUAUGGCAGUGUUUACAAGGCUCAAUUGCCUACAGGCAAUGUGGUAGCCCUGAAAAAGCUUCAUGGAUGGGAGACAGAUGAGGCAACAUACUUGAAAAGCUUUCAAAAUGAGGUGCAAAUAUUGUCAAAAAUACUACAUCGGAAUAUUGUCAAACUUCACGGCUAUUGUCUACAUAAAAGAUGUAUGUUUUUGAUUUACAAGUACAUGGAAAGAGGAAGCUUAUUCUGUGUAUUGAACAAUGAAGUUGAAGCUUUGGAACUGGAUUGGAUUAAAAGGGUGAAUGUGGUUAAAAGCAUAGUCCAUGCCUUAUGCUACAUGCAUUAUGACUGUACUCCGCCCAUUGUUCAUAGGGACAUAUCAAGUAGCAAUAUUCUUUUGGACUAUAAAUUGGAUGCUUUUUUAUCAGAUUUUGGUACUGCUAGACUACUGCACCCUGAUUCAUCCAAUCAAACCCUUCUUGCAGGCACUUAUGGUUACAUAGCACCAGGUAAGUAUACCCCAUUUUUUUCCUAAUCUUUUCCAAAUUUUAC